AUGUCUAUUACCACUGACACCCCCAACAACAAUAACAACACAACAGUUGGUUCAUCCUCCUCCUCAUCGGUGGUGAGUGGUACUACCAAUGCUUCUGUUCAACAUCGUACUACUGUUAGUGGUGGAGGAGGAUCUUCUCAUUUGGAACAAGAUCCCAUUCAACCGAUUCCACGUCCAUCGAAUUCUUCUUCUUCUUCCGAUCAUCAUCAUCCGAGUAAUGAUCCCGAACAAAUUAGAAUACCCAUUUUAAAUCAUCAUGAUCAUCUUUUAAAUCUUUCAUCGGGAAAAUCAGCAGUGAUGGUGAAGGCUUUUUCAAUGAGUUGGGUGGAACGAAUUUCAAAUUCGUGGUGUUGUCAAAUUGUGCCGAGAAUUGGAAGGAAUUUAUUGAGGAAGUGUUUUGGAGUCAAGUCCUUGUCUAAAAUUACGUUUUUGGAACGAUUUGUAAUUCCUUAUCAGAAAAUAAUUUUAAUUUCCUUUUUGUGUGUAUUGAGUCUUUGGAUCUUGUAUGCAAUUAUGAUGAGCGGAGGUCCCAAGUCACUUUACGCAAUUUAUAGAAAUGAUAAAAAGAAUUCUAGAUUGGUGGGAUAUGUUGUACAAACAAACACAAAUCCAUCAUUUUAUUUGAGAGUUUUGAAUCCAAAUAGAGAUUCAGGAUUUUCGAAACAUAUAGUUCAAUAUGGAAAUUGGGAGACUGCCACUGAAGAAUUAUUUGGAAUGUUGAUUGCUAGUUUUAAAGAAGAGUCAAAGAGAACACGAAAAAGAUGUCUUGUUGUGGAUAUAGGAGCUUUUGCUGGGUUUUAUACCAUUUUGCCUGCUUUGCAUGGUUGCCGAGUUAUUGCAUACGAAAUUCAACCACAAAUGGCACAAAUUGUGAUGAGCUCAGCCUCUCUGAAUGAUAUUGACAAAUUGGUGACGGUGAAAAAUCUAGCUGUGUGGAAAGAGGCUGGCAAACGAAUUGAAUACUCGAAGAAAUACGUUGCUGAUUUGACUAAUGUUGUCACUGCACCCUUCGAUACUGAUGAAAUGACUCCUGACUCUGUGGAGACAAUUACUCUUGACGAAGAUUACUUCUCGACCGAUACACAUAUUAAUUUAUUGAAAGUUGAUGUUUCGAAAAAAACUGAUGAUAUUUUUACAGGAGCUUUAAGAACUCUUUCAUACAUGAUUGACAAUAUUAUUGUAGAGCUAACCGCGGAUGAUGCACCAUCCAUUCGUCACAUUUUAGAUUCCUUCUUUGAUAAGGUUGUUAUCUUGGAAGAUAGCAAAGGAUUGGCAAGCAUAUUUUUUAAGUCCUCCACUCCAAAAAUUUUUGUUGGUGAAAAUAUUUCUGUGGAUGACAUUGUGGCACAUCUUCGAACGACUGGAAAACGUAAUGUUUGGUUCUCAAAGAGAACGAAAACUAUUCCAUACUAUGGAGUGUGA
Naegleria fowleri is the source of this 1422-nucleotide messenger RNA. RefSeq lists its product as uncharacterized. NCBI's taxonomy places the organism in Eukaryota, Heterolobosea, Eutetramitea, Acrasida, Naegleriidae. The transcript has a single exon. Bases 1 to 1422 code for a protein of 473 amino acids. The record is from RefSeq and is a predicted model, not a curated record.